AAAAGUUAUUGACGUGUAAAACUUUAAGGAUUGAUUUUAUUAUUCUUGAAGAGAUGUCUGAAGAAUUAGGAAAAUCCUCAUAUGACUGUGAUAUCUGCAAAGACUCAUUCUUAGAAGAAAGUAAAUUCAAUCAACACAAACAAAUUCAUACAAGGGAGAAACCAUAUCACUGUAGUAUCUGUGGUAAAUCAUUCUUAAGUAGCAGUCACUUAACACGACACAUACGUAUUCAUACAGGAGAGAAACCGUAUCCCUGUGAUGUAUGUGGUAAAUCAUUGUCUGAUAGGAAUAGUUUAACUCAACACAAACUUAUUCAUACAGGAGAGAAACCAUAUCACUGUAAUAUCUGUAGUAAAUCAUUGUCUGACAGGAGUAGCUUAGCUCGACAUAAACGUAUUCAUACAGGGGAGAAACCAUAUCACUGUGAUAUCUGUGAUAAAUCAUUCAGUCGAAGAGGUAGCUUAGCUACUCACAAACAGGUUCAUACAGGGGAGAAACGAUAUCCCUGUGAUAUCUGUGGUAAAUCAUUCUGUAAUGACAGUCACUUAACUCAACACCAACGUAUUCACUCAGGAGAAAAACCUUAUCCCUGUGAUAUCUGUGGUGAAUCAUUCUCUGUUGGCAGUAGCUUAACUCGUCAUAAACGUAUUCAUACAGGAGAGAAACCAUUUCCUUGUGAUAUAUGUGGUAAAUCUUUCCCUGAAAACUGUAGUUUAACUCAACACAGACGUAUUCAUACAGGGGAGAAACCAUAUCACUGUACUAUCUGUGGUAAAUCAUUCUCUAAUGACAGUCACUUAACUCGACAUAUACGUAUCCAUACAGGAGAAAAACCUUAUCCCUGCGAUAUCUGUGGUGAAUCGUUCUCUGUUGGCAGUAGCUUAACUCGUCAUAAACGUAUCCAUACAGGAGAGAAACCAUAUCAAUGUGAUUUAUGUGGUAAAUCCUUCACUGAAAAGAGUGGCUUAACUCAACACAAACGUAUUCAUACAGGGGAGAAACCAUAUUCCUGUGAUAUCUGUGGUGAAUCAUUCUAUCACAGAGGUAACUUUACUACUCACUCAAGGGUUCAUACAGGGGAGAAGCCAUAUCACUGUGACAUCUGUGAUAAAUCAUUCUCUGUUAGUAGUUGCCUAACUAGACACAAGCGUAUUCAUGCAGUGGAGAAAACCUCUCCGUGAUAUCAGUGGCAAAUUAUUCUAUCAAAGAAGUAACUUAACUACUCACAGUCGCUUAACUAUACACAUAUUCAUUCAUACUGGAGAAAAACAUGUUCACAGUUAUAUCUAUGGUAGGUCCUUGCUGAUUUAAACAGUUCUUUCCUUAUGAAGUGGAUUCAUAACACAGUGAUAUUUGUUGUAUAACAUUUCCUCAGAAGGGCAAAGGAGAGAAAUAUCACUGUGAUAUCAGUGCUUAAUCAUUCUAUCAAAAUGGAGAAUUAUACACAGUCAUAUUAAUAUGAAAGAUAUAAUCAUACCUCAAGAUAUUUGUGUUGAAUCAAUCUAUGAAAAGGAUCAAUUAUUAAAACAUAACUGCAUUCAUACAGAAGAGGAACCAUGAUGAUGAUGGUCCUCAUCAUUUAACAUUCACUUUUCCAUGCUUCUGUGGAUCAGAUGGAAUUCAUUGAUGGAGAUUUUCUCCAGCUGGAUGCCUUUCUUGUGACCAAUCCUCACCUGUUUCCAAGCAAGGAAAUAUUUCUCCUGGUGAGACAUAUUUUAUGCAGAGGACUGGAAGUGAACAACUGCACAAGUAUGACGGUCAUGAUGGCCCUUUACGAACAACACAUAAUAUCUGGACAAGGGUACACACACACUUAUGUAUGUCUGAAGAAUUUCUUAUAGGAAAUAUCUUACAUGUUUUCUCUACGUGUAAAAGUUUAUAAUUCCUAUUAGGAAAUGAAACACAUGUAAUGCUGAAUAAAUAAUAUCAAACUUU
This is a messenger RNA of Octopus sinensis (East Asian common octopus), 1935 nucleotides long. RefSeq names its product zinc finger protein 184-like. NCBI's taxonomy places the organism in Eukaryota, Metazoa, Mollusca, Cephalopoda, Octopoda, Octopodidae. Gene Ontology annotation, biological process: regulation of DNA-templated transcription. The transcript is spliced from 2 exons. Bases 54 to 1181 code for a protein of 375 amino acids. Gene Ontology annotation, molecular function: RNA polymerase II cis-regulatory region sequence-specific DNA binding; DNA-binding transcription factor activity, RNA polymerase II-specific. The record is from RefSeq and is a predicted model, not a curated record.